Messenger RNA from Astyanax mexicanus (Mexican tetra), 1455 nucleotides. Its product is annotated as keratin, type I cytoskeletal 13. Gene Ontology annotation, molecular function: structural molecule activity. The record is from RefSeq and is a predicted model, not a curated record. NCBI's taxonomy places the organism in Eukaryota, Metazoa, Chordata, Actinopteri, Characiformes, Acestrorhamphidae.
CCCUGCGGGGUUAAAAUGGACCGGCUUCCCCCUGUUCUCCACUCAUUCUCCCCCAGCCUGAGCAGAAGGGACCUGAACUUCAGCAGCACCAUGACCAGCUUCUCCAGCCGCAGCUUUGUCUCAUCCGCCGGGUCCAUGAGGGCCAGUCCCCUGCUCUCUGCCUCCAGCGGAGCCCGUCUGGGCAGCAUGAGGUCUGGCAGCGUCUACGGUGGAGCCGGAGGAUCUGGGGUUCGCAUCUCCACAGCCAGCAGCAGUGCAAGCGGCUUCAACCUGGCUGAUGCCGUUGAUGUGUCCGCCAACGAGAAGGCCACCAUGCAGAACCUCAACGACCGCCUGGCCACCUACCUGGAGAAGGUGCGCUCUCUGGAGAAGGCCAACGCUGACCUGGAGCUGAAGAUCCGCCAGUUCCUGGACAGCAAGGCUUCCCCCAAGGCUCAUGACUACUCUGCCUACCAGGUCACCAUCAGUGACCUCCAGGCCAAGAUCCAGCAUGCCAUCACAGUGAACGGUGGAAUCUACCUCAGCAUUGAUAAUGCCAAGCUGGCAGCAGAUGACUUCAGAGUCAAGUACGAGAACGAGCUUGCCAUGAGACAGUCUGUUGAAGCUGACAUUGCUGGUCUGAGGAAGGUUCUGGAUGAGUUGACCUUGGCCAGGUCUGACCUGGAGAUGCAGGUUGAGGGAUUGAGAGAUGAGCUGAUCUACCUGAAGAAGAACCACGAGGAGGAGCUCUUGCUGGCACGCUCUCAGAUGGGUGGGCAGGUGAAUGUGGAGGUAGACGCAGCACCACAGGAAGACCUCACCGCUGUCCUGGCUGGAAUCCGUGAACACUAUGAAACUGUGGCCUCCAAGAACCGCAAAGACAUCGAGGCCUGGUUCCAGACAAAGACUGAAGCUCUGAACAAAGAAGUCGCCAUCAGCACAGAAACUCUCCAGACGUCCAGAUCUGAAAUCACAGAAGUCAAGCGCACACUACAGAGUCUAGAAAUCGAGCUGCAGUCUCAGCUCAGUAUGAAAGCAUCGCUUGAGGCCACCCUCGCCGAGACACAGAACCGCUACGCUAGAAUGCUCUCUGGCUACCAGGUACAGGUAACCAGCCUGGAAGAGCAGCUGGUGCAGCUUCGUGCUGAUUUGGAGCGCCAGGGUCGCGAGUACCAGAUGCUGCUGGACAUCAAGACCAGACUGGAGCUGGAGAUCGCUGAGUACAGAAGACUUCUGGAUGGCGAGGCUACCACUACUACUACCAGCUCUUCAUCAUCAACCACUCGCAAGGUGGUGAUUGUCACAGAAGAGGUGGUGGAUGGAAAAGUGGUCAGUUCAUCUUCCUCCACAACCAGUGAGACUAAAUCAUCCAAGUGAGGAUCCUCUAAACUCCAACUGAAAUAAAGACCUCAAGCCCUAUGAACUCAAUCCUCAGUGCUCAUAGAGAUCAAUGAAAUAAAGAGGUUAAAUGAUAAA